Messenger RNA from Aaosphaeria arxii CBS 175.79, 1373 nucleotides. RefSeq lists its product as uncharacterized. The transcript is spliced from 2 exons. The record is from RefSeq and is a predicted model, not a curated record. NCBI's taxonomy places the organism in Eukaryota, Fungi, Ascomycota, Dothideomycetes, Pleosporales. The coding region runs from base 298 to 1152 and encodes 284 amino acids.
CUUAAUUUCAGUCCCCGCGCUGUGCUCCUCCCACUCCUCCCCUUACUUUCUUCCUUUGAGCCUACAACCCCAUCUACGGGAACUCUUAGGGAGCUUUCGUCUGAGAAUAACAAGGAAACUGUACUCUGAAGGUUCAAUUCCGCCUUCCGUAGCCUUAUAUACUCUACUACACAUAGUUUCGUUGGCGAACUCUACAAAGUAAGCUUUAUCGCACGCUCUGACGCAACAUUCUUACCCCACACCCAGACCCCAGCCUUUUGCUAUCGAUCACCCCACCUUCCUUCUAAACACUACAUCAUGGCAGAAAACAGCAGCAUAGCGCUGGAAGAGAGGUUUGAAAAACAUUUGGAAGUUCUUUCCGCGCGUAUAGAAAAGUUAGAGAAGCUUAUGUCGCCGCCUGGGACACCAGCUCCAACCUCCAGGCUGCUAAGUCUUCCGAUUGAAUUACGUCUGGAAGUUUAUCGCCAUUGCAUCCCUCAAAAUCGCACAGUCGAUGUGGAACUUUCAUGUUUCAUAUACCAGUCCUCCGAUUUAGAUGAUAUGCAGGAUUUCGCAGGGUUUAUCUACGAUUUGGAGGACGGUUCUGGGGAUCGUCCCGAUUUGGCGAACAACAUCUCUAUCUCCACAUAUCGAAAUGGAAUAAAGAGCAACCUAAACAGUAUUUUACGUGUGUCGAAGCAGAUCAGCGAGGAAGCCCUAAAUGUCCUCUACGGAGACAAUUACUUCGAGCUUCGUCUAACGGGGUUCGGCAAAUCCCAGUUCAGGAGAAACUUUUCCUACCAAAACAGGCAAAGAAUAAAGCGUUUGGUACUUAUUGCGCAGCCUGAGGAUUCUUCGUGUACGAAGCAGAGUAGAGUCGACGAUGCAUUGUGGCGUUUCAUGCUCCCUCAGUUGACGAUGUUGCGGAUUGUAAUAGACACACCAGUCUAUAAGGAGAAUAUUUUCGAUGCGCGAACGCCCAAGCAAAAGAUGGAACAGUGCAUUAAUUGGCUUCUGCCAUACAUGCAAUGCUUUGGUCAAUACUUAAGAGCAGAAACUAAAGUUGAGGUUGAUGCUAAUGGCCACGCGGAGAUGGAAGAACUGGCCAAGGAUUGUUUACCACAUGGCUAUCAAAAAGUAAAGUAUCUUCGUUUUGGCUUCUUCAUUUUGUAGAGGAGAGUGUUCAUGGAGUCUGGGAAAUGGAAUGACAAUGACGGCUUCUGGAGGGUCUGCGAUCCUAGUGAGUUUGGAUCAGAUUAAUCUGUCGAAGCAGCUCCCAAUAAAGUAAUAUGGUGAAAGUUCAUCGGCCUUUGAUCUGGUGAGCUUGCCUCAAAAUAUAUUUCCGCACCGGGUAUUGCCAUUGUCUCUUCUACUCGUAGCCAAUUCCAAUAAAG